This is a messenger RNA of Salvelinus sp. IW2-2015, 2916 nucleotides long. The record is from RefSeq and is a predicted model, not a curated record. Lineage: Eukaryota; Metazoa; Chordata; Actinopteri; Salmoniformes; Salmonidae.
GGUGAAAGGAAACAUCCUGAACAUGUGACAUAAAACAACCAAUCAACGCUCUUGCGGGAGUACGUUAAGCAACAGAGCGAAGAUGGCCGAGGUAGAUUUUGGUGACAGUGAACUCUUUGAACAAUUGGGAGAGAGUAUGCCUACUGCAACUCACAUUCGGUUCACGGAGGAAGAGGAGGAUGGAGAAGAAGGCUCUGAACUCAAGGGAAGAUUGGGGGAGUGUGAGGAAACAAUACGGAGUUUGAUAGAAGAGAACCAAGAGUUGAAGAGAAAAUUGAAAGUGUUGACAAGGCCAAGUGGCAUUAAUGUUGAAAACAUCAAGAUUGAUGGUCCUCUUCUACACAUCCUUUUUGCAAACAAUAACAUCUCAAAGCAAUGCCGUCAAGAAAUUGAAGACUACAUCUGUAGUAUUGUUCAGAAACAUCAGCAGCAGGGAGUAGUUGAAAAAGGAAAUCCCUACGGAAAUGUCAACCCUCAGUCUUCAAGUUUCAUUAUGGAAGAAGAUCAGAAGACCAAGACCUCCUGUGGAAUCAAAAAGAUUAAGGAGGCCUUCAGUAUGGUGGGAAGUGUCCUGUAUUUCACCAGUUUCUGUCUGGACAAACUUGGACAGCCCCUGCUAAAUGAUAACCCCCAGCAGACAGAAGGAUGGGAGGUUCCAAAAUAUCAGCAGAUCUUCAGCCAGGUCAUUGCCUUAGAUGGACAAGAAGUACAGAUGAAAGAGAAAAGAGCUAAGCCUUGUUGUUUCAACUGUGGGUUGGAUGGUCAUCAACUUCGAGACUGUCCUCAGCCAAAGGACAUGGCCAGAAUCAACAAGAAGCGGAAGGAGUUUUGUCACGGUAACCAGGGAAACCUGAGCAAUCAGCGUUACCAUGCUGAGGAAGUGGAGGAGCGAUUUGCCAAAUACAAACCUGGAUUCAUAAGUGAGAAGCUGCUGUCUGCACUGGGAGUUGAUAUGAACACACUACCACCUCACAUCUACCGCAUGAGGCAGCUAGGCUACCCACCUGGUUGGCUUAAGGAGGCAGAGAUGGAGAACUCCGGUCUCAUGCUAUAUGAUGGGAAGGUUUCAAGUGAUGAAGAACCAACUGGGGACAAUGGACAAAAAAUCUCCUAUGAUGUUUCCAAGCUUGUAGAUUUCCCAGGCUUCAAUAUAUCUUCACCCCCUAGUGUGAAGGAUGACUACAGGCUAUAUGGCUCUAUUCCAAUGCAGCAUAAUCACAUGAAGCAGAAUUUUGCUGCUUAUCUGUCUAACAAUUUUCCAAUGCCUGGUGCCAACUGCAAUAAAAGACCACAUGAAUCCAACUCAACUCCCCGGCAGACAAAGAAAAGGAGAUCUGAUGCCAGGAGUUCAGAUAUGGACUUUGAUUCAGACCAGGAUACUACACCCCGCCGCCACCGGAGCUCAGACAGCUUCCAGUUCCAGCCCCCACUGCCCCCUUCCUCACCAUCCUUUGGUUCACCCCCUCCCUUACCUCAUGGUACUCCGCCAGCUACUCCCACACCACCUCCUCUUCCUAAGGGAACACCUCCCCCCACGCCCACUAAUGGCUCAAGGGCACUGCGGGGACGCACUGUGGGAGGGAGUGAGGAGUCUGCAGGCGGGGAGGAGGAAGAGCUGACACUGGAAGAGCUGGAGGAGCAGCAGAGGCUGAUCUGGGCAGCAUUGGAAAAUGCUGACACCGCCACCAACAGUGACUCUGAGACACAAGCUGUUGGAACACCCCUCCCCAGCUCGCCCAGCGUCUCCACACCCGCCCAUGUUGACACUGAAACUGAACUGGAGGAUGGUGAGGCUGAAGAUUAUGAGGAAAAGGAGGGAUUUAUGGAGGCUGCCAGCCACAACAGUGAUGAGCAGAUCAGUGUUGAGACAUCUUCUAGCAAAUGUCAGGAUUAUGAGGAAGAUGCUGAAGAUAAAGGCAAGGUGGUUGAAGACAAGAGCAGCUUACUGCAAUCACCAGAUGAAGAAGAGAGCCCUCAGAGCCCUGAAGCUGCCACAGAUAGAGGCAAUGUGCUUGCACAGAAGGUCAGAUUGCUGCAAACGCCAGUGCAACAAGUAAGUCGUCAGUCGGAUCCCUCAGGUCAAGAUGCUAUGGAGGGAGAUCUGUCUGACUCUUUGGGGAAUGUAAUGGCCGUGCCUCACCGGAGUAGGUUUGCACAGGGCAUUAUUCCCUUUGAGGACACGCCAGAAUUCACAGAAGUUGCUGAGGCCACCGGGACAUACCUUCGAAUCCGAGACUUGCUGAAAGGUUCCCCCCGAAAUAUGGCGAAAAUCAAAAAGUGAGAAAAGACUGGCUUGAAUUCAAAUCCAGGGAUUAUUUUGCAUAAACUUGUAUAUUUUUUAUUUUUUUUACAAGUCUUGAUUUCAUACACUUUCCUUUCUGUAAGUGUGCCACAGAAAUUGGAGCGGAACAGUUUGGUGACCUCAUUCAAACAUCCUUUUUAAUAUUUUAUUUUUUGUACUAAACUGAAUGUUUUUUCUGUGUAUGAGUUAGCUGGGGUCUAAAGAUGCAAGGUUUUUCUUUCAGGAAACCCCAUUGCUAGUUUAGGUAGUGUCUGUUUUGACAUUCACAUAAUCAUUUUUGUAGCAAUGACAACAUCCAUAUUGCUCUUUUUAGGUGUAAAGAUUUUAUAGAAUGUUUUUCCUCUUUCUGUUUUUACCAUCAAUUGAUAAUUUUACAGUUACAUGGUCUCAUUGCUGUCUAGGUGCGCCUCCUUUUCUCAUGGUUCAAGAAGCCUCCCAUUGGCUACUCUUAUCAAAUAAGGACAUUCAUUUUGAUGUUCUUUUAAAGUUAAUUUGAAACUCGUUGAUUUUUACAAUUCUAUCUUGACACAGGAAAUGGGUCUCUGCAUUCAGAAUCUCACUACAGCAAUAUGGCUGUGCAUAAUCUCAUGUUUAUUAUAUAUAUUUUUAAAGUA